GGGGGAGAGAUGGGAUCAGAGCCAGAUGUUGGGUACAGGGGACAGGCUGAUGGACACACAGUUAAGCAAUUCACCAAAAAGCCCCUGAGGUCUACCCUAGAGCCUACAGAGCAUUGUGUGGAUGUGUGAUAGACAUGUGUUUGGAGGGGAAGGAACAUGGUUAUGAGUGACAUUCCUUCCAGUGAAUGACAGCAGAGGACAGCAUGUCCAGGUGAUUUGGUCACACACAGAUGUGUCUGCAGGUUUGGUUUUUGCACCUUACGGGUCCGAGUGGCGAGAGCAGCGGAGAUUCUCUGUGUCCACCCUGCGCAACUUUGGCCUGGGCAGGAAAUCUCUGGAGCAAUGGGUGACAGAAGAGGCUGGCCACCUCUGUGAGGCCUUCAGCGACCAUGCAGGGAGCCCUGUAAGUCCCUACAAGCUCCUGAACAAAGCUGUGUGCAACGUGAUCGCAUCUCUCAUUUAUGCCCAUCGCUUUGACUAUGGUGACCCUUACUUCAUCAAGAUGCUAAAAAUAAUGGAAGACAGUAUUGGCGAGAAUACAGGCUUGCUUCCUGAGCUUCUGAACACGUUCCCAGUUCUCCUGCGCAUCCCAGGGCUGUUCGACAAGGUUUUCCCUGGGCAAAAGUCAUUCAUGAGCAUGGUGGACAAGCUGAUAACUGAGCACAAGAGGACUUGGGACCCUGACCAGCCAGCUCGAGACCUGACUGACUCCUUCCUGGCUGAGAUGAAAAAGGCCAAUGGGAACCCUGAGAGCAGCUUCAAUGACGCAAAUCUACGACUGGUUGCUGCUGACCUGUUUGGAGCUGGAAUUGUGACCACAUCAGUCACCCUGACCUGGGCCCUGCUGCUCAUGAUCCUGUACCCGGAUGUGCAGCGCCGAGUCCAGCAGGAGAUCGAUGAAGUCAUAGGGCAGGCGCGGCGUCCAGAGAUGGCAGACCAGGCCCGCAUGCCCUACACCAAUGCUGUGGUCCAUGAGGUGCAGCGCUUUGCGGACAUCGCACCAAUGAAUGUGGCACACCAGACCUCUCGUGACAUCCAAGUGAAGGGCUUCUGCAUCCCUAAGGGGACGAUGCUCAUCCCCAACCUGUCCUCCGUGCUGAAGGACGAGACUGUCUGGGAGAAGCCCCUCCAGUUCCAUCCUGAGCACUUCCUGGAUGCCCAGGGCCAGUUUGUGAAGCAUGAGGCCUUCAUGCCAUUCUCAGCAGGCCGCCGAGCAUGCCUGGGGGAGCCCCUGGCCCGCAUGGAGCUCUUCCUGUUCUUCACCUGCCUCCUGUAGCGCUUUAGCUUUUCGGUGCCUGAGGGACAACCCCGGCCCAGUGAUUAUGGCAAUAUGAAGGCUUUGCCAGUUACUCCAAAGCCCUACCAACUCUGUGUAGUUGUGUGCUAGCAGGCCCAGUAGAUCCCUUCUGCCCCCAGCUUGGGCUGAUUCAUGUUCAAUAAACAAGUUCUGUAGCCUCAA
Molecule: messenger RNA, 1459 nt
Organism: Meriones unguiculatus (Mongolian gerbil)
Lineage: Eukaryota; Metazoa; Chordata; Mammalia; Rodentia; Muridae
Product: cytochrome P450 2D3-like
Exons: 7
Coding region: 503-1276 (257 amino acids)
Biological process (GO): xenobiotic metabolic process; arachidonate metabolic process
Cellular component (GO): intracellular membrane-bounded organelle; cytoplasm
Molecular function (GO): heme binding; oxidoreductase activity, acting on paired donors, with incorporation or reduction of molecular oxygen, reduced flavin or flavoprotein as one donor, and incorporation of one atom of oxygen; iron ion binding
Source: RefSeq, a predicted model, not a curated record